AUGAUUUAUAUUAUUAAGAAAUAUAUAUAUUUUGAAUUAUUAAUAUUAUUACGAGCUGUAAAUCAUUGGAUAUCAGUAGACAAAUAUAUAAAUAUUGCCAUAGUUUCAUAUUUAACGGUUUUAGGAUUUAUUUAUAUAUUAUUUAAAUUUAAAUUUGAAAAUCACAAGAGUGUUUUGUUAAACUGCGAUUUUAGGAACAAGCAUGUUUGCAUUAUAGGUGGUUCCGAAGGAUUUGGACUUUCGUUAGCCAAAAAAAUAGUACACGAAAAGCCUCAUACAAUAUCUAUUUUGGCGAGAAAUGUAAAUAAACUUGAAAAUGCAAAAAAUAUAUUAAUAAAUGAAAUAACAAAAAAAGGUGUGAAUGUUAAAAUAAAUAUAAUUCAAUGCAAUUUAGCUUUAAAGGAAUCAAUUAAUGAAGCAUUUAACAAUGUAUUAAUGAAUAAGAGCUUAGAUGAAAAUAGAGAUGAAUCAAAUAAUAUACACCAAAAUAAUAUUCAUUUUAGAAAUAAAAAAAUAAAAAAUGAAGAACUUAAUCCAAACAAUAUAAACAAUAUAGAUGUGCUUAUAUGCAAUGCUGCUUACGUAUCUACUAAUGAAAAUGAAAAGUUGAAAUUAAGCGAUUUGCUUUACACGAUCAAUACAAAUAUUUAUGGAAAUAUCGAUUUUAUAUCUAAGGCUGUUUUACAUAUGAAAAAUAAAAAAAUAGCAAUAAAAUGUGAACAAAUUCAAUCGAAUGAAAAAGAUAAAAAUAAUAAAAUUUCUAAACAAAACGAACGCCCAGGAGGAGGAAUGAUUUUGUUUAUAAACUCAGAGGGAGCAUUAUAUCCUGUAUAUGGUUAUUCUUACUAUUUGAUGAGCAAAUCGUGUAUGUGGGUAUAUAAUAAUAUACUUGAUCAAGAAUUAAAGCAUUUUAAUAUUCACAUUGUAAAUGCCUUUUUACCAUCAAUUGAAACACCAGGAUAUGUUCAAGAAAAUUUGACUAAACCACUUAUUACAAAAAAAAUAGAAGACAUGACAACUACUCUUAAUUCAGAUUAUGCAGCAAAGAAAGUUAUUGACAAAAUUAAGCAAGGAAAAAAAUUUAUAACAUUAGAUAUUAAUGGAUUUUUCUUAUCUAUCCUGCAUAGUGGGUAUAGAAACCCUGAUUGUUACUUUGAAUAUCUUAUAAGUGUAUCAUUUGCCGGCCCUUUGGUUUUUGUAUCAUCUCUAUAUAAGGUGUACAUUGAAUAUAUUAUUUAUACAAACAAAUGA
Plasmodium berghei ANKA is the source of this 1251-nucleotide messenger RNA. Its product is annotated as NAD(P)-binding protein, putative. Bases 1 to 1251 code for a protein of 416 amino acids. Lineage: Eukaryota; Apicomplexa; Aconoidasida; Haemosporida; Plasmodiidae. The transcript is spliced from 2 exons. Gene Ontology annotation, biological process: sphingolipid biosynthetic process. Gene Ontology annotation, molecular function: 3-dehydrosphinganine reductase activity. The record is from RefSeq and is a predicted model, not a curated record. Gene Ontology annotation, cellular component: endoplasmic reticulum membrane.